Molecule: messenger RNA, 972 nt
Organism: Chlorella variabilis
Lineage: Eukaryota; Viridiplantae; Chlorophyta; Trebouxiophyceae; Chlorellales; Chlorellaceae
Product: expressed protein
Exons: 9
Coding region: 1-846 (281 amino acids)
Source: RefSeq, a predicted model, not a curated record
AUGGCCUCGCAAGGCUCUCCUCCGCCGGCCGCCGCCCACCCUGUGCCCCCUGCCGCCGAUGCGCUGGCGCGGACUGCCAGCGCCCCUGCUGCCCCGCCCUCGGGGCCCUUCACCCUACUGGACGUUCGCAACAGCCCCGUGCCGCUGAAGCUCACAUGGGCCAGGGAUGCGGUCUACCCCGCCGCCAUCUGCCUGCGCAAGGACUUGAGGGUGCUGUCGCUGGUCAAGUUCACCGCGAAGGCCGACCUCACGCUGCCCGACACCCGCCUCAUCUGCGGCUUCUCGGCCAAGGCAAGGCGCGGCCGCUGCUCUUCCUGCUUGUCUUCCCGUCGCCCGCUUGCCUGCCUGCUUGCCUGCCUGCUUGCCAGCCUGCCUGCCUGCCUUCAUGACACCAUCUUUCACGGCCGCUUCAGCCUCAACGUCCCAGCUCGCAUGGUGGAGUACAGGAAGAAGUUCCAGCUGCCAAACGGCACGGGGCUGGCGGUCAGCGCCGGGCUGCAGCACAUUGGAGGUGACUGGGACCUGUCCAGCCGCUCCCUGCGCAGCCAGUUCAAGCCGCUCGUGGCGGCGCAGUUCAACUUCGGCUCCAGCAGCGGCGGCAAUGUGGUGUUUGCGGGGGACGGCUUCAACGUCAAGCAGCGGGUGCCCAUCCCACGGCGCUGGGUGGGCAUUCCGUACCCUCGAUUCGAGCUGGAGACGUAUGCCACAAUCAAGGUGCCCCAGCUGACGACGCGCUACAGCCUGCAGCGGGAUGGCAUGCGGUCCGGCUUCCCCGACAGCAUCGGGGAGGAGCAGGAUCCGCUGCACCUGCACGUGGCAGCAGCCAACUUUGUGAUCCGGCUGUGAGGCCGGGGCAGGAGGAAGCGCUGGCAGCGCCACUCCUCUACUAUUCCAGUCCAACCCCAUUCUUUCGCUCUCUUCUUCAGUGCGUUGCGCUCGACUGGUGUGUUGUGUAAGUUGUGUGGGCUGGAG